This is a messenger RNA of Amphibalanus amphitrite, 3395 nucleotides long. Its product is annotated as dynein axonemal intermediate chain 7-like. Bases 330 to 2963 code for a protein of 877 amino acids. Gene Ontology annotation, molecular function: microtubule binding; beta-tubulin binding. The transcript is spliced from 17 exons. Gene Ontology annotation, cellular component: axoneme. The record is from RefSeq and is a predicted model, not a curated record. Lineage: Eukaryota; Metazoa; Arthropoda; Thecostraca; Balanomorpha; Balanidae.
GAUUUUAUGUUUUGCUUGAAACCUUGGAUCAAGGCCAUGUAUGUGGCGUAAGCCGUAAACCCUUGCGUAAACCCACGGUGACUAUAAAUACGUAAACCCAGGGUAUAUUGAGUGAAGCGUAAACCCACCGUGGCGUAAGCCCUUGGAUUGACCGGCUGAAGGCAUUGGAAGGCAUGCGAUCAUUAUUUGUUCUGUGUCAUGCAUUGAUAGGCCAUUUCAAUUUCUCGCUAACUGGUUGAUUUCCAAUUUUGAGGCUUCAUAGUUCAUACACAAAUACUGAAGAUCGGCAUUAUACGCGGAAUCAACACCUCAGGAAGCAUCUUGUAACCAUGGCGGGCAAAAAAGAGAAGAAGAAGAAGUUGACAAAAGAAGAAAGGAAACGUCUCAAGAAGGAGGAGGAGGAGAGAAGAGCGCGCGAGGCUGAGGAAGCCAGGCUCCAGGAGGAGGAGGCGGAGCGAAUGCGCCUGGAGCAGGAGCGUCUGGAGGCUGAGGAGCGCGCCAUUCGAGACGCCGAGGAGCGCGUGCUGCGUGGCAUGCAGCUCAUCACCACCAACGAGACGGUCAGCGAGAACCAGCGCCGGCUGGCCGACGCGCUCAGCGUCGAGUACCAAAACGACAGGUGGGAGCGCUACAUGCGCUGUGACGGGCUGCCAGAUCCGCUGACACGCCAGGAGGUGACCGCCUACCUCAACAGCUGGCGCGAGACCCCGAUCGAGGCUGAACAGUACCCGGAGGUGAUGCGGCGCACGGACGAGGUGCUGCGCGUCAUCGACGACCUCGAGCGACACGUGCGAGACAAGGCGUACGGCGACGGCGAGGUGGCACAGGACAUGGCCGCCAUCUUGCAGCAGUACCAGGACACGCAGACGGAGAAGCUGGACGUGGCCACGUAUAACCUGCUGACGGACCUGCGACCGCACGUGGACCUGGAGACGAACACGGUGCAGUUCUGCAGUCUGGGCCGCCACGUCAGCCUGGCCGUCUGGUCUAACUGCAGCAAAAACCUGAAAAACAAGGGCUUCCUCUUCAAGGACCUGGGCGUGCGCUUCGAGCUGCCCAAACAGCUGAUGGAUAAGGACAUCGCGGUGCGAAUCAUGCGCACCGAGUACGACCACGUCUCGAAGUUCUGCCGCUCCAAGAAAAUGCUGGACUUGGCUGAGUUCAGAGCGCGAGAGACGCUCUCGGACGUGGUUCUGGAGGAGGACCUGCGCCGGGAGCGGGAGCGGGAGGCAGCCCGGGUCGCCGCCGAGCAGCAGGCCGAGCGGGAGGCGGCAGAGGCGGAGAGACUGGCCGCGGAGGCCGCCUCGGCAAAGGACAAGAAGCCGGGCUUUAUGUCGGCUGGCAGCAGCCGCAGCGGAUCCCCGGACAAGAGCAGCGCGCCCGCGUCGCCCUCAAAGUCGCCCAAGGGCGGAAAGAAGAAGGGCAAAAAGGGCAAGAAGGGCAAGGACAAGUCCAAGUCGCGCAGUCCGAAGCGCACGCCGGUGCCGGACCCGGAGCCGGAGCCGCCUGUGCCCAAGGUGCCGUCGCUGCUGGUGGCCACUGAUAAGGAGGAGCUGAACCUGCGGCGGUACCGCGUCAUCGGCGGACUCAUCCACUUCGACCUGCUGCACAUUCCGCCACAGCCUAAAGUGGUCGGCGUCUGGACACUGCGCGAGGUGUGCGAGCCCCGCACGGUGCGUCGGUUUCCGUUCCGGGCCGACUACCGGCCCCCGCCUCCUGCCGACGGACUGACCAGCCGGCGCCGCGAGCCCGAGGAGAUCGAGCGAGAGAUACGCCAGCAGGAGGCCGAGAUGCAGAAACUCAUCUCCACCAGCGUCGACGAGGUAUCCUCCCAGCCGGCGGUGGGGGAGGCCGGCGCGGUGCCGGCGGCCGUCUCGGAGAGCCGCGGCUCGGUCUCGGCCUCAGAGACGGCCUCGGCGCGCUCCGUGAGCCGCUCGGCGCGCCGAUCGCUGAGCCGCACCGGCAGCAGGGUGUCCCGGGUGCGCAUCUCGGCGGCCGGCGACGGCUCGGAGCGCGACACGGAGCUGUCGCCGGUGCCCGAGCCGACUGUCGAGCUGCCCGAGCCGCCGCAGCCCAUCGACUACGCCCUGGAGGUGGCCGACCGGCCUGAGGACUUCCCGCUGGUCGAGACCCGUCUGCCCGAGACGACGCUGUGGUUCGAGCCGCCGUUCUUCGUCCGCUGGGACGAGGACAGGUCGUGCUGGAGCACCGAGGGCUUCUACGACACCCGGUACAACGAGGAGACCUACGUGCUGCAGGCGCGCACACUGCGUCUGGGUCUGUUCGGGCUGGCCGUGAACCGCUUCUCGAACCUCCCCUACCAGAACUGGUCGUACGCGCCGACCGGACCGGCCUCGGCUGAACUGAACAUCACCGCCGCCGUGGCCGGCGUCCGCAUGGCCGUCAAGGACGAUCUGGUGAGCCUGUGUGAGGUCACUGGCGGCUCCAGCAACUGCCUGGAACAGUACUACGAUAAAUUUAUGAAGCCGGAGAAACUCAUUCAGACGCUGCAGCGGCACGGGCUGGACCUGUUUCCCGAGGAGGACUCGUACCUCUACAUCGAGGGAACGUCGCUGAAGCACCAGCCGUGCGAGAAGCACCUCUACUGGUGCAUGGCGCUGGUGGGCAACGCGUACGGCUUCAGCUCGAGCCGCUGGAACCUGCUGGCCGGGGCUGAGAACCUGGUGCUGCAGUUCAAAGAGAUGCUCAGCGAACAGCUGCAGGGUAACCCUGCACUGCUGCUGGUACGGCCGCGCAAAACCACCAUUGUGGAAUGUGGCGAGACCAGCCAGGGCUGGAGUGACCAGGAGGCGCCAGGAAUGCCGUACUUUGCCGACCUGUACCACCUGGUGGAGGCCCUGGGCUCGGAGGAGGCACGCGCUCGGCUGGAGGCGGCGCCCUGCACGUUCGUCAACUGCCUGCACACGUUGUUCACCGCCACGCGACUGCUCUCCUACUCCUAGUGUGGCCACAAUGAGUCAGCGCAGCGGUCCAGUGGUGCUCAGUGAUAUACUGCCGCUAUCUGAUCUCCGAUCGCAUCCGAUCAUACGCCGACGCGAUUCAAGACGACUCCGGGUUUCAGCUGUGAGACGGUCAGCUGGUUGAUGCUAGUCAUGGUGGAGAUUUUCAACUGAACCAAAGUGAAAAUGGAGCAGUUUCUCUUGAAGAAGCUAACAGUAGAACGCGAUGUAUGUACUGUACUGAUCAAUGAUCAUGUUGUAAUUUAGCAGCAGCUCGAUAGGAUUGAUGCUCUCUUCCGACGAGGAAGCUAUUGAAACUCGCUGGCUAACCUAGCUUCGCAUUAUUCUCUUCCGACACCUCAUCGUGUGUUACCCGCUGACCUCAUCUGAGAUGUGCUGCUGAAGAUGUGCAAUAAAUCGAUCUCUGUACUCUGC